GUGGAUGUUGGAAAAGGGUAUGGCUGUUGAAAAUGUGCAGUAGUUUGAGUGUUUUUAAAUUUGCCAGGAAAGGUAUAAUGAAGCCCAGCAUGUGCAAGCUGAGCCUUAAUAAGAGCAGGUGAAAACUGAAGAAGAAAUGUUUAAAUGCAAUUAGUGCAAUUAGCCUUUGGGAAGCGAUGGAUGCCUUGCCAUUUUAAGUCUUUGCAUCAAACAAGGUGUUUCUUCCCACAAGACACCCUGCACUGGCCAGGAGCCCUGGGUGUCACCAUGGGAGGGUCUGCGGCUUGUGCUAGGAUGGAGGGGAGCACAACGCUCAGCCCCAGCCCUACGGCCAGCGAGGUGCGGAGCCGUGGGGCUGAGCCCAGAGCCUGGGUGUCAGUGCAUCUGCCCGGCCGCAGAUGUUAUCCCUGUUAUAAGCUUAAACAAAUGGCUUCAGAGCAGCACCUUUAGCUACAUAAGGCAAUUCCUGAGGAAGGAAACAGCUGGAUAUUUUUAAUAGGAAAAGCUUUAAAUAGGAAAACUUUCUAUUGUGUCGGUGGGGGUGGUGCCUGUGAAGCUGAUGGGUUACGCUGGUGGAGAUGUGGGACUGCAGAGAGCAUCAGCUACAAAACAGGCUGGCCUGGAGAUCUUCAGGUUUUCCUGGACGUAACUAGUCAAGUGGUGCCAGCAGAUAACACCUGGGGGGUACGUGCCUGUGACUUCUCUGAGGGGUUUCUGCAACGGCCUCCCACGCUGGGGGUGCAGCUCCACUGCCUGCUCCCCGGCCGUCCCUUAUCUCCCCAUGCAGACCUGUGCCCUGACCUCAUGCAAAACCAAGCCCUGCGCCUGGGCCGUGGAUAAAGAGCUGGCCAGGUGAUGGGACCCUCGUCUUCUGGCCUUGCUCCUCACACGGCACAGCUCGCUCUGGCGGCUGGACUCGUUCGCAAGCGCUCAGCCAAGACUAUGUACCAGCAUUUCCUCUUCCUUUUCUUCUUCUCCUUCCAUCUCCAUAAAUGCCAAGAUCAAAUCCUGGGUGAAGAUCCAUAUGAAAUGCCCAAAGACUACCAGGAGGUCUACAGAGGGACAAAAAAUGACAUCAAAGAGAUCCCAAAGAUUGCAAAGCCCUUCAUUUCUGAGAUGAUCUUUGUGCAAACCAGCAUCACUGCUAUAAGGAAAGGUGCCUUCGGGUACAUGCCCAACCUGAUCAAGAUUUUGUUUAUUGGCAACAAGAUCAAGACAGUUGAACCUGGAGCCUUUGAUAAUUUGGUCAAGCUGAGGGACUUGGAGAUCUCUGGUGCCUUGUUGGAAGAACUAGCUGUGGGCACUUUCCAAAACCUCCCAAGCUUGCAGAGGCUGGAGCUGAGAGACAGCCACCUCAGAUACAUCCCCAAAGGCCUGUUUGAUGGGCUGGAAAAUUUGGGAGAGCUCUCCCUGCACAUCAAUGCAAUCUCUUCUCUUCCAGAAGGCAUUUUUGAUUCUCUCGUCAAUCUAACAUUUUUGGACCUUGCUAGAAACAGGAUCACAACUCUUCCUGGGGAUGCCUUUAGCAAACUCCCUCAGCUGCAAGUCCUCCGGCUGUAUGAGAAUGAGUUGCAGGACCUCCCAGAGGGGCUGCUAGACAGUCAGUCGGGACUGCUGGAGCUCAGCCUCCAGAGGAACAGGCUCAGGGCACUGCCAUCCAUGUUUCUGAGGAGGCUGCCUCACCUGGAGAAGCUCCUCUUGGACAACAACUUCAUCGAGGUUCUCCCACCUCAGGGCUUUUUUGGUUUAAACAAAUUGAAGCUGCUGACUCUGAGUUCAAACCACAUUACGGAGCUCCCCUGCUGCCUUUUUGACACCAUGCCACACCUGCAGGAGCUGGACCUGGGCAGGAACAGUUUGGCCACACUUCCAGACAGCAUCUUUGUCAACCUGACGUCUCUUGGCAAACUCAUCUUGUCCCACAACCAGCUAGCAGCCCUGCCAAGAGGAGCCUUCACUGGGCUCAGCAAGCUGUUGGACCUCCAGCUGGACACAAAUCAGCUCUCUGCUCUGGAUGAUGAGGUCUUUGCUUCUCUCCCAAAUCUGAAAACCCUCAACCUUCGGAAGAAUCAGCUGGAGAGCGUGCCCCGAGGGCUUCUGGACCCCCUGAAGAAGCUCAGCUCAGUGUAUCUGAGUGGAAACCCAUGGAGAUGUGACUGCAACCUCUGCUACCUGCACAGCUGGAUCCUAGGCAACAGUGAGAAGGUCAAAUUUUCCACCCAAGUAUCAUGCAAGAGUCCACCCCACCUGGCAGGGCGAGCAGUGACAUCACUGAGGGAUGACCACUUAACUUGCCAAGCUACUCUGCCUCUUUCAGCUUCUUUUACCCCAUCUCUGCCAUUCACCUCCACAUCAUCACAGGGGAUAUCAAUGUUGCUGUCACCUGGAGCCUUGCCCACUGCAGUGCCAACCACGUUGUCAUUGGCAGCCUUUCCCAUCAUGGCACUGCCAACCAUGCUGUCACCUGUGGCCACCUCUGCCAUGAUGCCAACGGAGGCCGCCUUCACCACUCCAUCACCAACUGUGCUGCUGAAGGCCUUCAUUGCCACCCCAUCAUCAACUGUGCUGCCCAAGACCUCCAUCACCACGCCAUCAUCAACUAUGCUGCCCAAGACGUCCAUCACCAUGACAACAUCAACCAUGCUGCCAAAGGCCUCCAUCACCACCCCAUCAUCAUCUGUGCUGCCUGAGACCUCCAUCACCACCCUAUCACCAGUUGUGCCACCUGAGGCCUCCAUCACCACCCCAUCACCAACUGUGCUGCCAGAGACCUCCAUCAACACACCAUCAUCAACCAUGCUGCCAAAGGCCUCCAUCACCACCCCAUCACCAACUGUGUUGCCAGAGACCUCCAUCAAUACACCAUCACCAACUGUGCUGCCCAAGGCUUCCGUCACCACCCCAUCACCCGCUGUGCCACAGGAGGCCUUCGGCCUGUGUGUAACUCCAGCCGUCAUAAGCCUACAGCCUCCUGGGGCCCCCAGCCCAGAGCCUGCACUGUCCACUCUAGCUUCUGCCACCACAUCAGUGCCAACCAUCCCGCUGGCAGCCACCACCAGACAAGUGUCUCCUGCUCUUCUGGUGCCCAUGGAGAGGCCAGCCACCAUCCAGUGGGGGACAUCCAGCAUCUCCCUUGUCUCGGCCCCCCCUGAGGCACUCUGGCCACCCCCCAGGGCUGCUGUGCCGGGCAUGGUCCUUCUGGCCUCACGCUCCCCGUCCCACCGUGCUCCUGCGCCAGGCGGGGAGCAGGGCCGUGCCACCGCAUGGGGCUUGUCCACGGUUGGCACCCAGCCCGCUCCCACUGCCCCCCAACGCGCUCUCACCCCUGCAGGCACCGUCCUGCUCCCGACACCUCCUGUCCCCCCGCCGCCAGACCAUACGAGCCCCUGGCCGGCCUCCCCGCCCCUGGCCCCCAGCGGCCAUCACACCUGGGGCUUCGCCCUGCGGUCCAGCCCAUGGCACUGCCGGGUGUCCCUGGCCCUGGGCCUGGCUGCGCUGGCGCUGCAGGCAGGCUGCACGCUGCUAUGGGGGACACUCGUCCUUCUCCUGCACCAAGCCACCCGCCGCCGGGGCCACCCCCUGCCACCGGUGAGGCUGCUGCGUCUCCAAGCCCUGGCUGCCCCGGGGCCCCCCGAGCAAGCCCGGGCACCGCUUUGAGCUUCGCUGCCCC
Messenger RNA from Harpia harpyja (harpy eagle), 3670 nucleotides. RefSeq lists its product as uncharacterized. The coding region runs from base 856 to 3657 and encodes 933 amino acids. The record is from RefSeq and is a predicted model, not a curated record. The transcript is spliced from 2 exons. Gene Ontology annotation, molecular function: protein binding. Lineage: Eukaryota; Metazoa; Chordata; Aves; Accipitriformes; Accipitridae.